UUUUUUUUUUUUUUUAAAAAAGAUGUCUGCACCCGUACAAUCAGCAGCAACAAAGACGGUGUUCCGCAAAUUUCUUGAUUCCCCUGCAGGACCCAAGACCAUUCAUUUUUGGGCACCAGCCAUGAAAUGGUGUUUGGUCAUUGCUGGUAUUGGAGAUAUGCAACGUCCUGCCGAGAAAUUGAGUGUGAGUCAAAACCUUUCUUUGAUGUUGACUGGCCUUAUUUGGUCUCGUUAUUCCAUGGUGAUCACACCCAAGAAUUACUCAUUAUUAGCUGUCAAUGUCUUUAUUUUCGGUACCAGUAGUAUUCAAUGUAGUCGUAUCUGGAAGUAUCGUCAAUCCGAAGAAUACAAGCAAAAACAAUUAUUAGAGGAAAAAGCAUAAAUCUUUUUUUUUUUUUUGUUAUCAUUAAAAAAAAAAAAAAAAGAAAAAAAACCCGAUUUUUACCGUGCUUUUUGUGUUUAUUUCGGACCCCAGGUUUAUAGAUGAUUAUAAUAUAAAUAAAAAAAAAAAAAA
Molecule: messenger RNA, 514 nt
Organism: Mucor mucedo
Lineage: Eukaryota; Fungi; Mucoromycota; Mucoromycetes; Mucorales; Mucoraceae
Product: mitochondrial pyruvate carrier
Exons: 4
Coding region: 23-382 (119 amino acids)
Biological process (GO): pyruvate import into mitochondria
Cellular component (GO): mitochondrial inner membrane
Molecular function (GO): pyruvate transmembrane transporter activity
Source: RefSeq, a predicted model, not a curated record